This is a messenger RNA of Malus domestica (apple), 2257 nucleotides long. The record is from RefSeq and is a predicted model, not a curated record. Lineage: Eukaryota; Viridiplantae; Streptophyta; Magnoliopsida; Rosales; Rosaceae.
CAAUGAAAAUUAAAAACUUGAUCAAGAAGUCCACAGAAACUGCCUAUAUAUAAACCCGUCCAGUACACUGCAAAAAUCAACAUAGAAUAUGGCUUCUAUGCCUGGAAUUCUUACUGAUUGGCCAUGGAAACCACUUGGAAGCUUUAAGUACCUCAUCAUGGCUCCUUGGGUCAUUCACAGCACAAUGUUGUUCAUGAUGAAUGAUGGAAAAGAUAGAGAUAUAGCUUACAUCCUCAUAUUUCCACUUAUGCUUUGGAGGAUGAUCCACAACCAGAUAUGGAUCACUCUUUCUCGAUAUCGAACAGCCAAAGGCAAUGGUCGAAUUCUUGACAAGGGUCUUGAAUUCGAUCAGGUUGACAGAGAAAGAAACUGGGAUGACCAAAUAUUGUUCAAUGGUACCCUAAUGUACCUCUCCAACCGAUUGUUCUCUGGGGCUCAAAAUGUACCACUUUGGAGGACAGACGGAGUUGUUGCAACAAUUCUACUUCAUGCUGGUCCUGUGGAGUACCUCUACUAUUGGUUUCACAGAGCACUUCACCAUCAUUAUCUCUACUCUCGCUACCAUUCUCAUCACCAUUCCUCAAUCGUUACUGAACCUAUUACUUCUGUGAUUCACCCAUUUGCGGAGCACAUAGUAUAUUCCUUGCUCUUCUCAAUACCAAUGCUAGCAACUGUGUUCAUGGGAACAGCUUCUGUCAUAUCCCUUGUUGGCUAUCAUACUUAUAUUGACUUCAUGAAUAACAUGGGACACUGCAAUUUUGAGCUCAUUCCAAACUGCCUCUUCUCUCUUUUUCCUCCUCUCAAGUAUCUUAUGUAUACCCCUUCGUUUCACUCUUUGCAUCACACACAAUUCCGAACCAAUUACUCUCUCUUCAUGCCAUUCUACGACUACGUAUAUGGCACCAUGGACAAUUCUACUGAUUCACUCUAUGAAACUUCACUCAAGAGAGAGGAGGAAUCGCCAGAUAUCCUUCAUCUAACCCAUCUAACAACACCGGAAUCCAUCUAUCAUCUACCGCUAGGGUUUGCUUCCUUGGCUUCUAUACCCCACACACCAAAAUGGUACCUAUGGUUGAUGUGGCCUGUGACAUUGUGGUACAUGGUGUUAACUCGGAUCUGUGGUCGUACAUUUGUGGUUGAGAGGCAGCGAUUUAAUAAGCUCAGAUUACAAACUUGGGUUAUACCCAAAUACACUUUGCAAUACAACUUUCGAUUCCAGAAAGAAGCUAUCAAUUGCUUAAUUGAGGAAGCCAUUGUUCAAGCUGAGAAAAAGGGUGUCAAAGUUAUAAGUCUCGGCCUCUUGAAUCAGGGUGAGGAUCUGAAUAGAUAUGGUGGUCUCUAUGUUCAAAGGCAUCCUCAUCUCAAAAUCAAGGUUGUGGAUGGAAGUAGCUUAGCAGUUGCUGUAAUCCUAAACAGCAUUCCAAAAGGGACAACUCAAGUUGUUUUCAGAGGUAACCUCACAAAGGUUGCUUAUGCCCUUGCCUUUGCUUUGUACCAGAAGGGUAUCCAGGUAGCUACAUUACACGAAGAUGAAUAUUUGAAGCUCACCAAAUCAUUGAGUGCCACUGAAAGUAGUUUGGUUCUUGCAGAAAGUUAUGCACACAAGUCAACUUUUCAGAUUUGGUUAGUUGGAGAUGGAUUGACAGAAAAAGAGCAGUUGAGUGCCCCAAGAGGAACAUUAUUUGUUCCCUUCUCCCAACUCCCACCAAAAAAACUGCGCAAAGACUGCUUCUACCACUAUACCCCAGCGAUGAAGAUUCCCUCAUCUCUUGAGAAUAUUUACUCUUGUGAGAAUUGGUUGCCAAGAAGGGUGAUGAGUGCAUGGCGUAUAGCAGGCAUAGUGCAUGCCUUGGAAGGUUGGAAGGAGCAUGAGUGUGGUUACACCAUGUCCGACACUGACAAAGUUUGGCAAGCAAGUCUUCGACAUGGUUUCCACCCACUUGUCACCACUCAACCGAUGUAAAAAUAAUGAAGAUUAUUUGCCACUUCAUGAAAAUGUUGCUAGCUAGCUAUGGACAAAUUUUCAUGCAAGCUUUAGCUAUUAUCUACCAUAAACAAACUAUGGGAUCGAACCACUUGUUUCGUUAUAUUAUAUCAUCAGUUGUGUGUAAGAGAAGAGACUUUGUCGAUCUUUUCUAAAAAUCCCUUCCAAGUACUUAUUUCUCAAAUUUACCAUUAUGAAAUAAAACAGUAUAACAUAUUGGAUAAUCAUGUACCAGAAGAUAUUUUAAUUAAAAAAUAAAAAUCUCUUCCCAAA